GGACUGAAGGACAGUUAAAGUCAGAAAGAGUUGUGCAUUUACGGAGUUUUGAUUCCAUUUCUACUGCCCUCUUUCUAUCACCUCGUGACAUCCGUCCGUCCUUUCCCCAAUCAUCAACGCAUCCAUAUAGUACUAUCAUUUGUGGCUUCUCGACAUUCUUCUUCAGUAGAACGAGCUGUUGCAUUUGGAUCGGCUGGAAUCAACUCAAUAAUCAUCAGCAUUCAUUGUUGCACGCUUUUAUCUGAUAAAAAGUAAAAUAGCUCAGAUGAUUACGCACGAGCAAGAUCCAGACGUUGUCCGGUGGGGUCUCCAGUUGUUUGACAGUGAUCCCUACUCUAACUGUGCGUAUAGUGGUGCCAUGCCCCAAAACAGUGUAGAUUACUAUCAGGACCAUUACUUCAAAGGUGAUCAUUUCAGUACGGAAUCCAGCAAUGAGGAAAAUCACAAUUUCAAUGCACAGUGUCUCCAGGAAGAAUUGGCUCAGCUUUCAGUCGCUGAACCGCCUUCAAUUCUCCAUCAAAUGACAGAACAUACACAAACACAUUUUUAUCCACAAGACUGGUUUAGUCAACCUAUGGGAAACUACAAUAUUGGAGAAGAGAACUGCGAUGAAGAAGAAACUAAUGAUAGAGCUUCCACUUCAUGCUCUAGCCCAGGAGAAGAGUCAUACACGGGGGAGGACUGGUUGUAUUCGCUUGAAUUGACCGAUGAAUACGAUCUUGAUGGUGAAGUAGGGAAAAGACUGAACCAGAUGAUUCCAAUUCCCCACAUUCCUAGAAUCAAUGGAGAAAUACCGUCAAUUGAUGAGGCAACCUUAGAUCAUCAAAGACUUCUUGGCCGAUUACAGGUUUAUGAACUAGUCGAAUUUAAAGUUCAAGGUGAUGGGAAUUGUCAGUUUCGUGCUUUGUCAGAUCAAUUUUACCGCACCCCUGAGCAUCACAAAUUUGUCAGACAGCAAGUUGUGAAUCAGCUCAAGUCAUGCCCAGAGAUAUACGACGGAUAUGUUCCCAUGGCCUAUCAUGAUUACCUGAACAAGAUGUCAAAGGACGGCGAGUGGGGUGAUCAUGUAACUCUACAAGCAGCUUCUGAUUCGUAUGGUGUAAAAAUAUUCGUCAUAACAUCUUUCAGAGAUACCUGCUACAUUGAGAUACUUCCCACCAUUCAAAAGUCUGAACGAGUUAUCUUCUUGAGCUUUUGGGCCGAGGUUCACUACAACUCAAUAUAUCCUGAACGAGAUAUCACAGCUGUUGAGAUGAAAAAGAAGUACUUGGCCCUUGCAGAUGAACAAUUGGAAUCUCAAGACGGUUACCAAUGAUAGAUUGCUAAUACACGAUGUUUGCCGCAAUGCAUCUGCAAAUUAGCAAUAACCAGCUCAGGUGCAGCCAUUUUUUUCUUGACAUUCUUUCCCAAGAGUAAUAUUUGGUUUGGGGUUGAACUUGCACUAUUCAUCUUUGUUAAUCCAGCAGCAAGUCUAACAUUAUUUUUCAUAUUUCUUACCUUCAGUAUGUCUACCUUGAAUGCAUCUGCAAUAAAUACUCAGAUGCAAAUUAUCUUUAAUAGUCAGAUGUACAGGGAACUCCGCCUGUGUGAGCUUGCUCACAUUGCCGGUCCCAAGCCCGGAUAAAGGAGGAGGGUUGCCGAGGGUCAAUCGGAAACAGCCUCCCUACCCAGGUAGGGGUAAGGCUGCGUACAUCUUACCCUCCCCAGACCCCACUAUUGUGGGAUUACACUGGGUAGUGACCAGUGACCAGACCAGUCAGAUGUACAGGUGAAUAAUCUGAUUUCUGGAAGUAUUAUAUUUAUCUGAUUUAAGUUAACAGCGCU
Lycium barbarum (goji berry) is the source of this 1824-nucleotide messenger RNA. RefSeq names its product OVARIAN TUMOR DOMAIN-containing deubiquitinating enzyme 12-like. Bases 266 to 1315 code for a protein of 349 amino acids. Gene Ontology annotation, biological process: protein deubiquitination. Lineage: Eukaryota; Viridiplantae; Streptophyta; Magnoliopsida; Solanales; Solanaceae. Gene Ontology annotation, molecular function: cysteine-type deubiquitinase activity. The transcript is spliced from 13 exons. The record is from RefSeq and is a predicted model, not a curated record.